AUGCCCCCCAGGAGAAACAAAACCAGCGUCGCCUGUACCAAUUGUUCGAAGGCCCAUGUUACUUGUGAGGCUCACAGACCUUGUAGCCGUUGUGUGAAAAAGGGCAUUGAACAAACAUGUGUGGAUAAACCGAGAAAACGAAAAAAGUAUUUAGCAGAUGUGCCCGUGGAACACCUUCAGGGCAAUUCGGGUCAGUCAAACUCUUUCCCAGAUCAAUUGCCUUAUAAGACUGGAGGAGGGGCAGCGCUAGGUAAGCCGCGCUUUUUGUCCAGCGCAGCGGAUUUAGAAUAUUCGAUUCUUUCUGACAUCACCCAACAGGAUCCUUUAAUCAAUAAAAUACCAUUGGAUCUGCUGUAUUCGAACAAUGAUGCAACUGCGGCGAAGGAGGACCGACUCUCGCCCUCGAACUCCCAUUCCACCGCCAGUGCUUCUGCCAUGUUGGACCCCACGGCUACACCUCUGGGCUACGGCACUGUUGUUGCCCCCAGUGUAACCUCUUCUGUCAACUCAAGUACCACAAUACUGGCCCAGAAAUCCAAAUUCGCAACACUUUUGGGCACCCGCGGCCGUGAAGCGCUGCAGUUGGACGUUGACAUUUUUACAAGCCAUUUCCCGCUUGUGCCUCAGGAGAUAGGGUCACCGGAAAUGACAUUGACCCCUACCAGCAUUGAUGCCAACGUUCGGCAGUACCAUUUGAAUCAUAGGCAUCCUCUUUCUCAUACCCUUGAACGGAUCGUCAGCGCAGACAACAAGAUAGUCUCCUUAGCGCUUGAUGUAACGUCUCAAGACCAGCGCGCAGUUCAAAACUUUCCAGACAUUACACACACACUCCGAUAUGGUACACCCAUGGAGAUAUAUACCUUGAUUUCAACACCAUUCUCUCACACACCAGGGUUCCACUCGUUAUUGCAGUACCUUAGAUCACGCUUUGAUCGAGCUGAUAUUGUGGAAAUGUGUCGGUCUCUUGCCGAAUUUCGUCCCAUUUUUAUCGCCAUUGCAGUGACACUCACGGAGGAGGAUAUGAUAUUCAUGGAGCAGUGCUAUCAAAGAACAUUACUAGAGUAUGACCAGUUCAUAUCCCAAAUUGGUACGCCGACUUGUAUUUGGAGGCGGAACGGCCAAGUUUCAUACGUGAAUGAUGAAUUCUCACUAUUGACUGGAUGGACUCGACCGGAUUUACUGUUCAAGAUGACGUUUAUUGUGGAAUUGAUGGACGACGAAAGCGUGCGAGAGUAUUUUAAGACGUUCAACCGCGUGGCAUAUCAGGAUUUUAACGGCAGCGAGAGAAUGAAGACGUGUAAAUUACUCACUCCGAUUCGAGGCCGUGAAAUCGAGUGCUGCUGUAUAUGGACGUUGAAGAGAGACGUGUUUGGCUUGCCCUCGAUGAUCAUCGGCAAUUUCAUGCCAAUCUUGGACGGCCUGCAAUAG
Messenger RNA from Lachancea dasiensis, 1428 nucleotides. The record is from the annotation of a GenBank genome assembly. Lineage: Eukaryota; Fungi; Ascomycota; Saccharomycetes; Saccharomycetales; Saccharomycetaceae.